AUGUCUCGCAAUCGCGCGUUUCGAUUACUCAAAGAUGCGCGUUUACGCGCCUCGGCGACGAGCGUUGGUGGUACCAGCUCCAGAGUCGGGCAAACCGUCACGAGGAGUGCGGAUUUAGCGAGCGCGCACCCGGAAGGCGUUCGUCACGUCUCCUUGCAAAUCGUGCAACAACGCAUGAAAUCCGUCUCGAACAUUCAGAAAAUCACAAAGGCGAUGAAGAUGGUCGCCGCGUCUCGAUUGAAACCAGCCCAAGAUAAAGCGAUUGCCUCGAGAGGGAUGGUGACUCCGUUUUAUAAGUUACUGGGAGAUUUACCCGGCGCGGAGACGGCGAAGACGUUGAUGGUGCCGAUUUCCUCGGACAAAGGUUUGUGCGGCGGCAUCAACGGGAACGUCGUCAAAGUGUCGAACGUGUUGUUGGAAACGGCGAAGGAUAAAGAGUCAGAAAUUUCGAUGGAUGUAAUUGGCGAUAAGGCGAGAGGUUUGAUGCAACGGCAAGUAGGGGAACUGUUCGCGAACGUGUUGGUGGACGCGACGAAGCAACCGUUGACAUUUGGAACGGCUUCGGCGUUGGCGGAGCAAGUGGCGAAGGACAACGAGGGUAAAGCGCUCAUCGUGUACAACAGGUUCGUUUCGGCUAUUUCGUUCAAGCCAACGAUUGCGACGGUAUUGUCUGGGGAAGAGUACGAGAAGUCGGCGGAAAACUUGGAAAAUAAAUUCGAUUCGUACGAGGUUGAAGGACCGGAUCGUGGGGAGUUUUUGCUCGACUUGGCGGAGUUCAAAACCGGCGCGGUUAUGUACAACGCGUUGGCGGAAAACAACACUUCGGAAUUGGGAUCUAGAAUGCAAUCUAUGGAAUCGUCCUCGAAGAAUGCUUCGGAGAUGUUACAAAAGUUGACGCUCUUGUACAACAGAACGAGACAAGCGGCGAUUACCACGGAGUUGAUUGAAAUUAUUUCCGGCGCUUCCGCUUUGGAAGAUGCCAAGUAA
Molecule: messenger RNA, 987 nt
Organism: Bathycoccus prasinos
Lineage: Eukaryota; Viridiplantae; Chlorophyta; Mamiellophyceae; Mamiellales; Bathycoccaceae
Exons: 2
Coding region: 1-987 (328 amino acids)
Biological process (GO): proton motive force-driven ATP synthesis
Molecular function (GO): proton-transporting ATP synthase activity, rotational mechanism
Source: RefSeq, a predicted model, not a curated record